Messenger RNA from Acipenser ruthenus (sterlet), 2276 nucleotides. RefSeq names its product Fc receptor-like protein 5. The transcript is spliced from 8 exons. The record is from RefSeq and is a predicted model, not a curated record. The coding region runs from base 76 to 1788 and encodes 570 amino acids. NCBI's taxonomy places the organism in Eukaryota, Metazoa, Chordata, Actinopteri, Acipenseriformes, Acipenseridae. Gene Ontology annotation, molecular function: transmembrane signaling receptor activity. Gene Ontology annotation, biological process: cell surface receptor signaling pathway.
GAACAUAAUCAGCAUUUCUAACAAUUUGUAUGUUUAAUAUUUGUCAGUAAUUUGACCCUUCUGUUGAAAUGUCAUAUGCUGGUGACUCCACUGAUACUGCACACUAACAGUACCUCUCUGUCUCUCUGCAAUAUAGAUCCUAAUUCUUUCAUCUUCUCUGUUUCUCCAGAGCUGCCCCAGACUACACUCACCCUGGAGCCUCCAUUCCCAGAGAUAUUCACCGGGGAGACAGUCACUCUGAGGUGUGGGGUUGAGGGGGGUUCUGCUGGCUGGAAAUAUCUCUGGUACAAAGACAGUGAGGACACUCCACUGCUCCAGACUGCUGGCCACAGUAUAACUGGUGACAGCUACACAAUCACUGCAGCUGCUGUAUCUGACCAGGGCCAGUACUGCUGUCGAAGACAAAGAAAAAGUCGACCAAGUUCCUCUCAGCUCAGUGAUAAAGUGACAUUAACUGUGUCUGAGGGCUGUCCCAAGGCUGUCCUGACCCUGCAGCCUGCCUGGGCACAGAUAUUCACAGGAGAGACAGUCACCCUGAGCUGUGAGGUGGAGGGGGGCUCUGCUGACUGGAGGUUUAAACAGUACAGAGAUGGACGUGAAGAGGCAGGGUGCAGUGAUCAAUACAGCAGUAGAUUUGGGGACAGCUGCACAAUCAGUACCGCUCAGUAUUACCAGAGUGGAGUGUACUGGUGUGAGUCUGCAUCAGGACAGGAGCGCAGUAAUGCUGUCAACCUAACUGUGUCCAAUCAAUGGGUGAUCCUGCAGACUCCCCCUCAGCCUGUGAUUGAGGGAGACACUGUGACUCUGAAGUGUCGUGUCCGCUAUAAUUCUCAUAUUACCAGGGUUGUCUUUUAUAAAGAUAAUGAAGAGCUACAGUCCCGGACUGACACAGAGCUGAGUGUGGAUCGUGUUUCAAAGAGUGACGAGGGGUCUUACAAGUGCAGAGCGUGGAGGAACGCCUCUUACCUUGGUGAAUCUGCAGAGGUGCGGGUGUCAGUGAGAGAGCUUCCCCAGACUACACUCACCCUGGAGCCUCCAUUCCCAGAGAUAUUCACCGGGGAGACAGUCACUCUGAGGUGUGGGGUUGAGGGGGGUUCUGCUGGCUGGAAAUAUCUCUGGUACAAAGACAGUGAGGACACUCCAGUGCUCCAGACUGCUGGACGCAGUAUAACUGGUGACAGCUACACAAUCACUGCAGCUGCUCUAUCUGACCAGGGCCAGUACUGCUGUCGAGGGCAAAGAGGAGAUCAACCAUGUUCCUCUCAGUGCAGCGAUCCUGUUACACUGACUGUGUCUGCUCUGUUCUCCAGGGUGACUCUGACAGCAUCUCCAGGAGCCACAGUGAAGGAGGGAGAGGCUCUUAACCUGACCUGUGAGGCAGCAGUGAACAAAACCCCCCGCCCUGAACUCCACUACACCAUUGUGAGAGACGGGGAGCCUGUGACUAACAGCACUGACUCUGCACUGUACAGCAUAGCCAGCACUGAGAAGAGCCACACUGGGAGCUACACGUGUGCUGUGGAGUCACAGGGAGUGAAGAAGAGCAGCCAGGAGCUACACAUUGAACUGCAAACGUCCUGGCACAGCGCUGUUGCUAUUGGCUACAGAGUGAGCUUCACUCUGAUUCAUUUCAUUGUGUUCACUCUGCUGCUCCUUCAAUACUGCAGGAUCCAAGGUUCCCCGUGUCUCGCUGGUGGUAAGUCAAGGAAAACCUCGGAUCAGGAGCAGUCAGCAGAGGGGAUUGAGCUCUCCAGCCGUGUGCAGCACACUGGAGUGGAACUGGAAUAGUGCUGCAUUACCAGAAACUGGAGUGGAACUGGAAUAGUGCUGCAUUACCAGAAACUGGAGUGGAACUGGAAUAGUGCUGCAUUACCAGAGACUGGAGUGGAACUGGAAUAGUGCUGCAUUACCAUAGACUGGAGUGGAACUGGAAUAGUGCUGCAUUACCAGAGACUGGAGUGGAACUGGAAUAGUGCUGCAUUACCAGAGACUGGAGUGGAACUGGAAUAGUGCUGCAUUACCAGAGACUGGAGUGGAACUGGAAUAGUGCUGCAUUACCAGAGACUGGAGUGGAACUGGAAUAGUGCUGCAUUACCAGAGACUGGAGUGGAACUGGAAUAGUGCUGCAUUACCAGAAACUGGAGUGGAACUGGAAUAGUGCUGCAUUACCAUAGACUGGAGUGGAACUGGAAUAGUGCUGCAUUACCAGAGACUGGAGUGGAACUGGAAUAGUGCUGCAUUACCAGAAACUGGAGUGGAACUGGAAUAGUGCUGCA